UUGAAGAAAUGUGACGUUACGCAGACGACCGCGUUUCUUCUCAACAUCGCAAAGUCAACUGUUCUCAAGUACUACAAGAAAGACAUUGAAGAAGUUUCAACACCAGGAAAAAAGAGGGAAAAAAGGCCACAGGAAGGAAAGUCACUUGACACAGUCGACGAUUUCACAGUAAAUGCAAUCAGGAAUGCAAUUUACAGGAUGUACGCUGAAGGUUUGAAUGUUACAGUCGACACCAUUUUGAAAGAAAUCAGGGAAAGACAAAUAGAUUAUUAUGGUGGAAGAUCAAGUCUUCAUAAAUUGUUAAAGAAGAUGGGAUUUUCAUGGACAACUGUUGAUGGACGAAAAGCUUUGAUAGAGAAUGAAAACAUAGUUUUGAAGCGAAUAGAUUUCUUGAGAAAGUAUACAGAAGAAAAAGAAAGAGGUGCCAAUUUCAUAUUUGUUGAUGAAACAUGGAUUUUCCAGAGAGGCAAGGCAUUAAUUUAUUUGAAAAUUUGUUCUGUGGUCCAAUACAAAGUAUUUCAUUUCCAUUUCAUAUAUUUUUCAGGAACUGUAUCAAAGUCAUGGCAGGACAAGAGUCUACAAUCUGCGAAGAGACGUACUGUUGGAGAUGGUAAAAGGUUUAUUGUUGUUAAUGCUGGAGGGCGCACUGGCUUUGUGCCAGGAGCAGGAUUACUUUUUGUUUCAGGUCAGAAGACUGCAGACUACCAUGGCGAGAUGAAUGGGGAAACUUUCUUGAUGUGGUUUGAAGACAUGUUGGUGCAUCUGGAGGAACCCAGUGUCAUUAUAAUGGACAAUGCUUCAUAUCACAGCACCCAGGUUGAGAAAACACCUACAACGAACUGGACCAAGGAUGCACUGAUCGCGUGGCUGGAGAAGAAUGAGAUAAAACAUGAAAAUAAUUUGUUGAAAGUGGAGCUGCUGAGAAUAGCUAAACAAAACAAGCCCCGAAUACGAUGGGCGAGGUGUGUGGAUCACGUGGAGAAGCUAAUUCAAGCAGACUGGGAGAGAGAAGUCCACAUAGACAGCGGCACCAUUCCUCCACUCAUCAUCCACCUCGGCGAGGAUAGUUCAAGUGAAGACAGUGACAGCGAAGAAUUUGAGGUUACGACACAGCAAGUAGAUGGAGACAGUGAAGUACUGGCAGUUCCUCUUGAUGAUUUACCCGGGUGUUCUUAUUGAGGUCUGUAUGUAAUAAACACCUGGGCAACUGUAAGUAUUGGGGUUUGAAACAUUUUUUUUUCUUUUAUGCAUUCCCAUUAAGUAUGUUGAUUACUGGAACUUUAUGUAUUAACUUUAUAUUACACAUAUUAUAAAAUUAAUAAUAAAUUUCAUUUCUGGAUUCGUAUAGGUGUAUGUGAAACAUUUUAUUUUGUUGUGUCUCUUCAUUUUUCAGUGAACUUACUUGGAAAACAAAAAGCCAGUCCCCAUCCAGGGCCACAAAUAAAUAAUGCAUAUAAGUGGUAUAUAAAUUACUGUCAAUUCGUUACCACAA
Messenger RNA from Bacillus rossius redtenbacheri, 1492 nucleotides. RefSeq lists its product as uncharacterized. Gene Ontology annotation, molecular function: nucleic acid binding. The coding region runs from base 199 to 1179 and encodes 326 amino acids. NCBI's taxonomy places the organism in Eukaryota, Metazoa, Arthropoda, Insecta, Phasmatodea, Bacillidae. The record is from RefSeq and is a predicted model, not a curated record. The transcript has 5 exons.